Messenger RNA from Magnusiomyces paraingens, 3699 nucleotides. RefSeq lists its product as uncharacterized. The transcript has 5 exons. Bases 1 to 3699 code for a protein of 1232 amino acids. NCBI's taxonomy places the organism in Eukaryota, Fungi, Ascomycota, Dipodascomycetes, Dipodascales, Dipodascaceae. The record is from RefSeq and is a predicted model, not a curated record.
AUGAAUCAGCAAUUUGUAACAGCUUUUGAAGAUUUGUAUAAAGCACUUACUACUAGAGAAAACCUCUCGUCAAUCCACUGGGAUCUCCUUGAAACCUUUCUUUUGAGAACAAUCAGUGAGCAAGAGUUUGAAGAAGUGAAUGGUACUGCUGCAGACGACCUUGUAGAUAAAACUAUCAAUGCCCUAACCGUUACUACACUCUACGAUGACCGUGCAUUGAACCUCAUUGGAAAGCUAUGCUGUUUCUACGGAACCAACCCUCGUGCAUUCAUCAUUCUCUCAGAAUAUGCAACACAUAUCCCUGAACUUUCUGAUGUUUCCCUAACAAGCAUGCUUCUGACCCGUCUUGCCAAAGUCGAUGAAAACGCAUGGCGAAUGGCUAAACUCUGCGCCGCCCUUGUCACCCGUUUUUCCAACCACCGUCACGAAGCCGCAAAAAUCCUUCUCAAAAAUACAUUUUACAAGUUCGGUGACAUCAUUACCAAAAGCUACGAUCUCGUGCUCCAAUGCUAUUUCAUAGAGCUCAUCAACAAUUGUGUCCCAGCAAGAGUCUAUACCCGUGGGCCUCCCUUUGUUUCUGUUUUGUGGCCAGAAAGUCCUGAAGAACUUUGGACUUCUCUCCCCAGUACCCUCUCCGUUGACACAUCCUAUUUCGAGUACUUGAAAAAGGUCGACAAGUUUCUUAGUAAUCAACCUCGCACAAAUGUUUUCCCUAUUGCCAAAAUGGAAUUGCUUUCGCCUCUUAGCAAUGCCCCCAUAAUGGCUCAGGUCUCUAGUUCCAGUCUUCUUUUGAUGAAACCCAAAAGCCACACCAAUCUUGAAAUUGAAUUGUUAGAGUUUUCGUUUAAGCACCUUGUUCGUACUACCAAAAAAAGCACAAAAUCAAUGCAGUACAUCUUCUCAUCUACACAGUCUCAGGUUUUAUUUGCUUUGGACAAUAGAACUUGGAACUCAGCCUCUCUUACCUUGGAGUUUGAAGAUGAAAAAUCAGAAAAACAAUUCUUUGCUCAAGUCAUGGGUUUCAUAAAAGAAAAAGGUUGGAACACUCCGGAAAUAUCUGGCGUCAAUAUACUCAAAAUGUCUGUAGUGGAUACAAGUAUUAAUGUUUCUUCUCCCUCAACAACUCGAAACAAAAACGAGGAUACUUUCCCCUCUAGCUCAGAAAGUAGCAGCAUAUACUUCCAACAAUCACCUUUACCUGCUCGCAGGAAAAUGUCUCAGGGAGAUUCAAUCAUUUCCCUAAAUGAAAAGUCUUGUCCGGCCAUCCCGCGGGCUCCUACAACAAAGGUACAAGGUACCCAGCUGCCACCGCCAAUUCGAGCUGGGUCUAUUGUGAAGUUUCUCCCCAUGGCUGAUUCACAAAAAAUUAAUCCGAAAGAUCAGCCAGUUACAGAAAAUUUCAAGUCACAAGUCACUCAUAAAACACCAAAUUCUGUUGAUCAAAGCUCGUUUACUCCUGCCAAGAUACAAAAGGUUUUAAAUAAUGUGCCCAUUACCCCAAUUGUCUCUAAUGUUGUUACUGAAAAACAACAAAGUGUAAAAAAAAUGGCAGUCUCGGUCCCCACCUUGGGGGUCAAGGGGAAAGCUAAAGGGUAUAAAAGUGACGAGGACGAGUUUUGGGACCCUCCAACACAGUCUAAAAAGGACACUGCAAUUGCCAGCAAAAAUGUUUCACCAGUACCACCAGUUGUUGCCCAAACACCUAAAGAGUCUAUUCAAUUAAAAAAGAGUGCCAAAAAGGCGGUGAUCAAAGGUAAAGCAAAGGAAUCUCCCAAAGCAAGACAACCCAAGGGUAAAUCGGUACGGGGGAAAAAAGUAAAUGCGGAGAAGGCGAGCGAGAGAGCCGUGGAAAAGGAGAAGGAAAAUAAUAUAGGUGACGACAACGGAAACAAACAAAAUUUAGAGGAGGAGUCUAUUCAACAGUCUUUGGAGCAUGAAAAGCCUGACGAGAAGGAAAAGUCUGUCCAAAACCUCUUGGGAGGGCUAAUUAAACCUGAAGAAAUUGCAGGAGACGUAAACAAAACACAAAACAAAACCCUAAACCCUAAAGAAGCUCUAGAACCUCCUGGUGAUUCAAAGAAGGAGGAGGAUGAGAGAGAGAGAGAAGAAUAUGAAUCGGACCAACCAACACGGCGUGGUCUUCGAGCUGACCGGCGGGCGCGUCGAUUGAAGAAUGAAGAGGAAGAGAAAAAGCGUAAAAGAGAAGAGGUAUUGCAGGAAAAGAAGCGUAAAGAAGAGGAAUUGAAGAAGAAGCGAGAAGAGAGGUUGUUGAAGAGGCGUGAGGAGGAGGAGUUGAAGAAAAAGCGGGAAGAAGAAGAAGAUGAAUUGAAAAAAAAGAAAGAACUGAAAAAGCUUGAGCAAAAGGCUUUGGAAGAAAAACGCAAAGAAGAAGAAGAAGAAGCUUUGGAAAAAAAGCGUCAGCAGGAAGCUUUGGAAAAAGAAAAGAAACGAGAAGAGGCAUUGAAAAGGGAGGAACAAAAGCGCAAGCAAGAGGCAUUGGAGAAGAGUAAGAAGGAUGUUUUAAAAAAACAAAAGCAGGAAGUUCUUGAAAAGAAGCGCAAACAAAAGCAAGUCUUGGAAAAAGAAGAAAAGAAACGACUAAAGGUUGAAAAGCAAGGAGAAGACAGUGGUGACAUGGAUCAUGGAGAUCAUGUCGAAGAAUUGUCUAAUAAACCUAUUUCUGAAGUUGUUUCACCUCCUGUUGAUUUUCUGGCCCCAAUAAGCACCAAUUCAGUAGCGUCAGUUGUAUCCAAGGUACUUGAGAAUUUGGGUCAUCGCGAGUCUGACGGACCCUCAAUUGCUACUGUUGUGUCGGAGGUGUUGGCUACCUUGAAUAAACCUUGCAAGGAAACUCAAAAUGUGCAUGAGACAAGAGUAGAACAAGUCAAAGAGGAAGAGUCUAGCAAUGAGUUUACUGGAGUGUCGAGCAUUUUAAAAGAUCAUGGAACUUCUUUUGUUGCGAAAAGCAAUGAUUUCAAUGGCACGUUCGACACACCAGUCAAGGUAGCAGGAAAAGAUUCCACAAAACCCAUGCGAGGUCCAGUGGCAUUUUCCACCCCACGGAAUAUUGCGACAAGCGGUAAAGUUACCAAAACAGAAAAGGAUUCAAUAUCCUCUUCAUCUGGGGCAGGACUUAAUUCGCUCAAAAGUGAGAUGGCAGCCAAGGAAAAAAGCUUAAGCUUUGGUACUCCACUUAAAGUUGCAAGAAUACUUGCCACGGAGACAACAACAGCUCCUCUUAAAAGGACCACCAAGGAUUUAAAGGGCGGUUUCUCGUCGUCAUGCUUUGUUGGUGCAGCCCCAAGUAAUGGAAUUGGUGCUAAUAAUAGCACCACUUCUGGAUCUCCUACCUUAAACAACCCACGAGUAUUUACUACAACGUCGCCAUGGGAAAGUGCACCAGACACGUAUCAGGCUCAAAAGGAUAGGUUUUUGGAGACUGUGACUGGGCAGAGGGAAACAUUUCAUGAGCUUUUGGGGCACUUGACAAAGCAAGUAGUUCGAAAGAUGGAGUUUGUGGAGAUGAGGAUGCUGAAAGAUACGGAACAAUUUGAAGAAUGGUUUGAAAGGACUAAGGAUAAAAUGAAGACUAAGGAAGAUGGAUGGCUGGCCGAGAUGGCACGAUUGAAUGUAGUGGCUAGCCAGAGUGCGGAGCGAAGCCUUGCAUCAUUACAGGCCUGGGCGGUUUUACAGAAAUAA